Hippocampus zosterae (dwarf seahorse) is the source of this 1227-nucleotide messenger RNA. RefSeq names its product low choriolytic enzyme-like. NCBI's taxonomy places the organism in Eukaryota, Metazoa, Chordata, Actinopteri, Syngnathiformes, Syngnathidae. Gene Ontology annotation, biological process: proteolysis. The record is from RefSeq and is a predicted model, not a curated record. The coding region runs from base 142 to 951 and encodes 269 amino acids. Gene Ontology annotation, molecular function: zinc ion binding; metalloendopeptidase activity. The transcript has 8 exons.
CCGAGGUGUGCGGGGCACUCCCGAUUGUUUAGGGACUCCGCAACGUCCAAACACGCCUUUGAGCGCCUGUACAUAAAGUUUCUCCGGACCGAUCAUCAGCAUCGACGACCGCCUGAACGAGAAACCGUCUCGACACACGCAAUGGAUUUCAGAACCACCGUGUUCCUUCUUUUGCUGCAGCUCGGCACCUUGUGCUAUGCGGGACCUGGCCGGGACCCGGCCGUCGAUAACGACAACUCUGGGGAACGGGACAAGUCAAGCAUCACCGAGACAAUCCUGAAGAUGAACAAUGCAUCGACGGCACCCCUGAUGGAGGGGGACUUGAUGAUUGAGAGAACGAGGACCGCCAUCAAGUGCGCGGUGAACGCACAGUACUGCCUGUGGCCAAAGUCCGGCAACGGCCAAGUCCUGAUCCCCUACAUCAUCGCAAACCAAUACUCCAUUUUAGAGAGGGAUACCAUUGAAGGCGCCCUGCGGGGAAUUGAGGCCGGAACCUGCAUCCGGUUCAUCCGGCGAGGGACCCAGAAGGCUUACCUCUACUUUGAGCCCGGGUUCGGGUGUUUCUCAACGCUGGGCCGGAAGGGAGGCAGGCAGUUGGUGUCGCUGCAGCGUUUCGGCUGCGUCCAGCACGGCAUCGUUCAGCACGAGGUGCUGCACGCCCUGGGCUUCUACCACGAGCACACGCGCAGCGACCGCGACGAGCACAUCCUCAUCCACUGGGAGAACAUUGAUGACGUUAACAAGCCCAACUUUGAAGAGCAGGACACGGAUAAUCUCGACAUCCCCUACGACUACAACUCCAUAAUGCACUACGAAAGGACCGCCUUUGGAGUCCAAGGGGCAGUUACCAUGACCCCCAUCCCUGACGGCUCGGUUGAAAUCGGCCAACAGGAGGGCCUGUCCGAAUUGGAUGUUCUCCGGAUCAAUCGUCUAUACGAGUGUUGGAAUUAGAAAACGGAGGAUGCCGCGUGGCAUGUCGUGUGACACUUUAAAAUAAAAGAAUGGGUAGCUUGACUUCUUUUGGGUGUUUCCAGUGAGGACUCCCUCUCACUGCCAUUUUUCAGUUGAUUGAUUGAUCAGUCGCCUUAGCCGGAAAAACAAGAAGCAAUCAGCUUAACAAAGUUAUAGUUCACACACACACACACACACACACACACACACACACACACACACACACACACACACACACACACACACACACACACACACACACACACAAAAAAUAAA